Messenger RNA from Dicentrarchus labrax (European seabass), 4329 nucleotides. RefSeq names its product mastermind-like protein 2. The transcript is spliced from 5 exons. NCBI's taxonomy places the organism in Eukaryota, Metazoa, Chordata, Actinopteri, Moronidae. Gene Ontology annotation, cellular component: nucleoplasm; nuclear speck. The record is from RefSeq and is a predicted model, not a curated record. Gene Ontology annotation, molecular function: transcription coactivator activity. The coding region runs from base 951 to 3689 and encodes 912 amino acids. Gene Ontology annotation, biological process: Notch signaling pathway; positive regulation of transcription of Notch receptor target.
AUGUUCAUACAAUGAGGGUCUGUGUAUUGUAGUUCCGCUAUUGCCUCGGUGCACCACACGGACAAACGAUUGUCAAUGGACUAUGUGAGACGGAUUUCAAUCGGUUUAUGCAACGGCUUCCUGCGCUUCGGCUGCGUGGUUUUUGACUUGUAGUUUGCCACCAGAUCCCUUUUAUCCGGAUGGAAAGAGAAAGACAGAGAGAACGGACUAAUUUCCAAACAAAAAUGCCGUGAGUCUUGAAGUUUAGUGGAUUUUGUGUGUCUAGCGGUUCUGCUCUUUUAGCGACCAAUCGCUCACUUUGAAUAUAUAGUUGGAAGUCGUACUCUUUUCUGACUAUUUAAUAAGUAUGGCACAUUUGAGAUAAAGUAAGCCGACCGUGUGCCAGGGAUCUAGGCUACCCAUCGAUGAAACUGAAGUUGUGCGUGCUAUGGUUUUGAAUCAUCCAAGGGAUUCAUAUUGAAUAUAAUUUAUCUGUGAGCAGAGGUCGAGUCGUUAAGCAAGAGCGGAUUCAUUCCAGCUGUGAGUCUUGUGUGAGUCUUUCAUGUUUGUAAAUCAUUUCAGUUUUAAUUAUAAGCUGACAUAGUAACACCCCUGAGGAAGAAAUCACGAACACAAUUCUGUAACAUUGGGACUUUUGAAUGCCUCUGGAACAUAGUCUGAGUUUAUGCUGACCUAAUCUUACUUUAUAGGCAAGAGUUUUUUUAUCCUCCAACCUUAUCACUAUAACAUUUCCAACUAGUUUGAAGAGAUCAUUGUGCACCAUAUCUUUAAACAGAUAUUAUCGGCUACAUCUCUCUCUUAAGUGACUUUGUGCGUGCAGUGUAGUAUUUUUCUUUCCACAUGGGAUCAUAGCUGAGUGCAUACGUCUUGUGUUCUUCCAUGCCCGUACUGUGGUCCAUUAUAAGCUCAGUGGACCUCAGUCUCGAUAAACUUGUCGGGGACCUGCGGGCAUGGGAGAAGCGACCCCUGCUCAGUCUGCUGCAGGGCCAUUCGUACCCAUGUUGGGUGUCGGUUUAGGAAAUAUGCCCGGUGGAGUCGGCAAUGGCCCGGUAGUCGCCACCUCCAGAGGCUCCGCGGUGCCACAGCUACACAACGCCAUUGUGGAGCGUUUGCGCGCCCGCAUAGAGCUGUGCAGGAGGCACCACUCCACCUGCGAGAACCGCUACCAGAGGGGUCAGGCCGAGACCUCGGACCGGGAGCAUGAGAGCACGCUUCACCUGCUCAACAUAGUCCAACAAGGGCCUGGGAACCGAAAGGCAAAGGGCAGCCGGGGAUCGAACCAGCAACCCCCAGAGUACAGCAGGGCCAACGGAGAGCAAAAGGGCUCAGAGGGCGAACAGAAGAUUUCCACACGCAUAGCGCUUCAAGGAUCAUUGCGAAGGAAGAUCGAGGGACAUGCACCAGGUCAUGCACCAAAGCAGAAUGGGCUCUCCUGUGGUUUCUCUGGAUCAGACUUUAAGCGGGUCCGUGUGGAUGCCAGUGGUCUGGGACAUGGCUCCUGCAACCAUAACUUAACACAGUCUCAUUCUCUGCAAGGGUCCUCAACCAUGGCCAUGCAGAGGAAGAAUUACAUGAUGCCCCAUGGAGUGGGGUCAGACAUAUUCAACAUGACCCUGAAAGAAAUGAAGAAAGAGCCCAUUGAGGUCCAGUCUUGUGGCCAGUCAAAUGCAGAGAUGAUUUUUGACUUCAAAGAUGAAGGUGGUGGUCAGAUUGAUCCAGAUCUCCAGGAUCUUUUUGAUGAGCUGACAAAGACAGUGCCAACGCUGAAUGACCUGGAGUUUGAGAAGAUGCUGAAGCAGGAUGAUACAUUCGGUUUGGAUCUAGGUCGGCCAAGCUCAGCAGGAGCAGCUGCCAGUCUGUGUUCCCCAAUGGAGAGGCCAAUAAAGAUGGAGCACUCCCCAGAUUUUGGCCAGGUUCAUGGUGGUUCGCCACAGCUUCGACCAGCCUCAGCAGGACCCUCUUUCACGCUGACCAGCACCUCUUCUACCACCACGUCACAGAAAGCUAACACACAGGCAGGGCAGCCCAGAGCCAUGCCAUGCUGGCCAGAAAUAUCCCACGCAGAGCAGCUGAAGCAGAUGGCAGCCAACCAGCAGCAGCCAAGCUCUCUGCUUCAUCACCAUCACACAACACCACCUGCGGGAUUGACCAGCUGGGCUCCUGCCAUGAGCACCCACUCCUCGACCAGCGCCUUUCCCCAGGACAAGGUCUCCAGCCCAGCCCCGCUUAGCCAGCAGAGGAUUGGCUCCCAGAGUAAAGGCAUCAACAAUUGCCUCUUCAAGUCAAAUGGCCACAAUGGCUCCCAUCAUUUGGACAUGAAGGUUCUCAGCACCAAGCCCACGUUGCACUUCAGCCCCAAAGCGCCCCAUUCUGCCAGCCAGCCGAUGCCUAUCAUGGCAAGCUCAGUGAAUAAGACUUCAGCCCAGCAGCAGCAGCAGCAGUCACCAUCGACUGGCCAGAAUCAACCACAUUCAGCUCUCCACUUCCAGAACCAACAGAUCUCCACGUCAGGGGGUCUCUGUCUGCAACCCAAGUCUGUUCCCGCAGGGCUGCCAUUCAAACUGUCACAACAGCGACAGGUUGUUCCUCCCGGUCCAAGGCUACCCACCAAUGGAAACUUAAGAGUCAUGUCAGCCCAGUCGCAGCCAAGGCCCCCAGCACCCAACAACCAGCAGAAAGGCCCCGCCAAAACUCCGGCCAUGCAGAGACAGCUUAACCAGCACACCAUUAGCAAUUCAGACAAAGACAAUGCACAUGAUCAGUUCAGUCGUCAUCUCACAAGACCACCACCUGAUUACAAGCAGCCAAGAAGUAUGGUGGGAGUUCAAGGAAACAUCUUCACAGGUCAAAACUCCUCCCAGGCUUCCAGCAAUGGUCCUGAGAAUGACCUACAGUCCAUGUCUUGUCACCUCCCAAGUGGGUCAGGUUCAAAGAUGAGUCCUUCACCAUCGGACCGCAGAUUUGGUAUCGGGACUGACUGUCAUCCAAGUUCUUGCAUCGGCCAAUUCCAGCAGCAUAACAAUCAGAAUCGAAUUGGACUAAAUCAAAAUAAAGCUAGGUUCCUAGGGCCAAACACACACGCAAAUUCUUUUGGGAUGAACAAUGUAGCAGGUUCACAGCACCCAAGAACAACCGCUGAUAUGCACGCCUCAGCGGUACCGGGACAGGGUCUCGGAGGCUUGAUGAAAAAUGUCAAUAUGGGCUGGGGCUCAACCAACAAGCAAGUAACAACUGGACUCGGUGUUAGGCGGCUACCCAAUCCACUACAGUCUCAGGGUGCGCAGCUGGACAUGCCAAACCAUCCAUACCAACAAAGGCACAUUGGCCCUCCCAACCAGGUAGCACCAGACAUUGGGAUGCUCCCUCAUAACCCUUCGAUAAGAGACACAGGCCCAAGACCGAGCCAGCCGAUGAUGGGCUCUCCAUCAGCAGUGGGGAACCUGAACCAGGCCUCUCCUGAACAGAGGGUACCAGCAGGCAACUUUGCAGAGCCCAGUCCCAGCUCUAGCAGCUACCAGAAUAACCGGGCCAACCGUCUGACCUUUGACUUCCUCCCUGAGGGAGACAACACAGUUCCAGGGAUCAACACAGACUCAGACUUCAUAGACUCUCUGCUCAAGUCUGGCUCUGGAAAUGAUGAUUGGAUGAAAGAUAUAAAUUUGGAUGAGAUUCUGGGCAGUCACUCAUGAAUUUGGGUCACAGGUUGCUAAAAAUUGACCCACGGCUCGAUUAUAGAGGUUAUGGAUGUAAGAUGUAAGGGGUUAUGUUUUUUAAAUAAUGUUAAAAUGGAAUUUUAUAAACUCAUAUUAUUUGUUAUCCAAGUAUACUGUAUUGUUUUGUAUUGUAUUUACUGUGAAAGGAAUUUGUGUUCUGUCCUUAGUACUCAGCAUAUUUUAUUCCUGGUAUAUUGGCCAAGAAACUGCUUUUCUUUGCAGUCACUGUUUUUGUGGUCUGUUUGUCAUACUCAUGCUGUAGUGCUGUUGUAUAGGAUCAAAUACCAAAUUCACACUGUGAAAAGAAAACAUUGCUGUGUCGCUUUCAAGUUCAUCUUGAUACUCCAAGUUAAGUUUCUAAAUCUGCAUCCACUAUUUAGCAUGAUAUGGUAUUUACUUUCAGCUACCAUACACACAGUGAAUCUUGCCACAACAGAUGUUUUCUUACUUAUUGUUCAAGCUUUUUAAUCUGUGGUAGUUUUUGAUGCAAUUUAAAUAAUGUAACCAUUAGUUGUUGUUUUUUUUCAUGUGAUAUUUAAUAAUUAUUGGGAUAGUAAUGAAACAUUAUAAUACAUGUAAUUAAUAAAAUUGAUUUGAAUAAAUGAAUAAAUAUUAA